Messenger RNA from Mesocricetus auratus (golden hamster), 7344 nucleotides. It is a transcript of the gene Ccser2, whose product is annotated as coiled-coil serine rich protein 2. The record is from RefSeq and is a predicted model, not a curated record. Lineage: Eukaryota; Metazoa; Chordata; Mammalia; Rodentia; Cricetidae. Gene Ontology annotation, biological process: microtubule bundle formation. The transcript is spliced from 10 exons. Gene Ontology annotation, cellular component: microtubule cytoskeleton. Gene Ontology annotation, molecular function: microtubule binding. The coding region runs from base 247 to 3360 and encodes 1037 amino acids.
CGCCGGCCGAGGGAGGGGGCGCGGCGUCCGUGAAGUCCGGCGCUCCCUCAGGCCGUGGAGGCGAUGCUGGCUGCUGCGGGGCUGGCGGCUGGGCGGACGGGGAUGUGACCGCACUGUCCCCUCGCCUCUCUUCCACCCUCGGGCCCGCAGGUCGCUGGGCGACCCGCAGCCGGGCCGCGGCCGAGGAGGCAGCGCGACCUCCGCACGAUUCUGUCAAGUUUUAAGAACAAAUGUACCUUAUAGCUCAUGGAAGAAAAAACACAAAUCAAGACGUUUUUGGGUUCCAGGCUGCCAAAAUAUGGAACAAAAUCUGUGAGAAGUACACUGCAGCCAGUGCCAAAUGGGGCCACUGUGACUUUAUUAGGGACUUCCAAGAACAGUAAUGUCAAAAGUUACAUCAAAAAUAAUGGCUCUGAUUGUUCAUUGUCCCAUUCAUUUAAUUGGAGACAAGCAAAUAAAUACCAACUUGGUUCACAAAAUACAGCAGAACUUAAUAGUAUUCAGAGUGCACAUGGUAAACUAAUUGAUCCCGAGCAACAUGCUCCUGCUCCAGGAACACCGGAUGGGAAUGGGAUAAAGGGAGGCUUGAAAAGUGCUUCUUUGUUCACAUCCAAGUUAGCAAGACCGUCCACCAUGCUUUUGUCAUCUACAGAGGAGUUAAAUCAAAAAUCCUUUUCUGGACCAUCUAGCUUGGGCAAAUUCACCAAAGGCACAUUUCUAGGAAGGACUUCAUAUUCUUCGGUCAAUGCGAAGUCACAUUUGAAUACGUUUUAUAGGAACCAAUCACCCGGUAACAUGCAGAAGCCAAGAGUGAACUCCUGUGCCACCAGAAGUAGUUCUGGUGAAAGUUUAGCACAGUCCCCAGACAACACUAAAUCUAUUACUUGUGAAAAAAUGGUAAGGUCACAAAGUUUUUCACAUUCCAUUCAGAAUUCAUUCCUCCCGCCUUCAUCUAUAACCAGAUCACAUUCCUUCAACAGAGCUGUAGACCUUACAAAGCCUUAUCAGAACCAACAGCUACCCGUUCGAGUGCCUCUCCGGUCAGGUAUGCUCACAAGAAAUUCUCGGCAGUCAGAAGUACUCAAUGGGAAUGAGCACUUGGGGUUUGGUUUUAAUAGACCUUAUGCUGCUGGUGGAAAGAAAUUGGCCUUAUCCAAUGGCCCAGGUGUAUCUUCCACGUUGGGUUAUAGGAUGGUUCAUCCCUCUCUACUGAAAUCUGGCCGAACUCCAUUUUCUGGGACUAUGACAGUUGAUAGUAAUAAAAAUUCACCUGCUGACAUGUGUGUAGAAGAAGAAGCUAUGGUUUUGGCGAAGGAUGACUCUACCGGUAAAGACCAAGAACUAGUUGAAAAUGAAAGCUAUCGAACAGACAAUGAUAAGACCAUGAAGCAUGAGUCUAAAAUUAGGUACCUGAGUGAUGAUGUGGAUGAUAUUUCCUUGUCAUCUUUGUCAUCUUCUGAUAAGAAUGAUUUAAGUGAAGAUUUCAGUGAUGACUUUAUAGACUUAGAGGACUCCAACCGAACUAGAAUAACUCCAGAGGAAAUUACUCUCAAAGAAGAAAAGUGUGAAAAUGGACCAUCAAAAGAUAUAUUUGAUUCUCCUAAGGAAAAUGAACAGAUCUUCAGCAGAGCUGAUGAGUGGAUUGAUAUAAGUGUCUCUGACAGGAGUGAAUGUACAAAGCAUACCUCUGGAAAUAACUUGAUUUCACCAGAUACGGAUUACAGAGCUGGGUCUUCAUUUGAACUCUCUCCAUCCGAUAGCUCUGAUGGAACAUACAUGUGGGAUGAAGAGGGCCUGGAACCCAUCGGAACUGUCCAUCCUGUUGGCAGCUAUGAGUCCUCUGAAAUGAACAGCAUAGAUAUUCUGAAUAAUCUUGAGUCGUGUGAUCUUGAGGAUGAUGACCUUAUGCUGGAUGUGGAUUUGCCGGAGGAUGCACCUCUUGAAAAUGUGGAGUGUGACAAUAUGAACCGCUUUGACCGAGCAGACAGAAAUGUACGACAGUCACAGGACGGAUUUUGGAAAAGAGCACCCCAGCGGUGGAGUGGACAGGAGCAUUACCACCUUAGCCACCCUGAUCACUAUCAUCACCAUGGGAAAAGUGACUUGAGCAGAGGCUCUCCUUAUAGAGAAUCCCCCUUGGGUCAUUUUGAAAGCUAUGGAGGGACCCCCUUUUUCCAGGCUCAGAAGAUGUUUGUAGAUGUGCCAGACAACACCGUGAUACUGGAUGAGAUGACCCUCCGGCACAUGGUCCAGGACUGCACAGCUGUAAAAACGCAGUUACUCAAACUCAAACGUCUGUUGCAUCAGCAUGAUGGAAGUGGAUCCCUGAAUGACGUUGAGCUGUCAUUGCCAUCCAGUCCAGAGCCAGAAGAUGACCAGAUAUAUAAGAAUGAAGAUUUAUUAAAUGAAAUAAAACAACUUAAAGAAGAAAUAAAGAAAAAAGAUGAAAAAAUCCAACUAUUAGAGCAUCGGCUUGCAACCCGGUGUAACUGCCACCAGAAAUCUAAAGACGAAAAGUGUACAUAUGCUGAUAAAUACACCCAGACACCCUGGAGAAGAAUCCCUCCUCAAGUACUACAGCCUUCCAGCAGCCUUCCCAGACCUACAGACCACGCCCAGGGAAAACUAAUAAAGCCACAACACACCGAGGCCCACAGUGAAUACACAGUCCAAGGCAUGUGUCAGGGUGGCGCACACCCAGAUGGAAGCUUUACACAUGGCUUGCAACAGGAAAACAGCUAUGGUUUGGAAGACCAUCCUUUUCCAUCAAGCCCACAGCUCCCAGUGGAUGUGGUGAAGGACGUACCUUCGGAAACGAACCUGAGCAUGACUAUGAAUGCUCAAGAGCCUCCUCAUUUGGCAGAGAAUCAACCUAGUGACAUGCAGUUUGGACCUACUCCUCCUCAGACACCUUCCCAGUCCAGUACAGUGAACCAGACUAAGAGGGUUAGAAGAAACCAGUCUCCUCAGCCCAAGUCCUUGCAGCAGUCAAAGCCAUCCAUCUUGAGUUCUUCGGCACAUCCUCCAGAUUCUGAUUCAUCACCAAGUAGGACUUCCACAUGUAAGAAGGCACCAGUAAUCGUACCAUGCAAUUCAAAACCUCAGCCAACGUCUAAUCAAAACAACCUUGCAAAUAAUUUGAAUCUGAAAGCAUCUAAACUCCGUCCCCCUUCUGGCUCUUUCAAACAAAAACAAAUAAGCAAUCCCCAACCAGAGCCUCAAAGCUUCCAGGCCAAGACAAGCAUCCCAAGGCCAUUAGCGCGAUCAAAAGAACUGCAGAAUCCAAAUAGCAGUUUGCAUUCUGGGGAUCAUGUGACCUCUAAUCGAUUUUCUCGUCUUCCUAAACCAAAGAUACAUUAAGUGCAUAGCCAUCACCUGCCACUUUGUCUUUUGAAAACAGUCUGCUCUGUAAUAGCUUUAUGUGCAGUUUAUUACUAUGUUGGAGGUUCCAUUACAGCAAAUCUUAAAAUUAAAACACAGAAGCUUCUACUAGUUUGGCUCUUCCAUUUUCUAUCCUAGUUGACUAUAUACCAUUUGCACAUUCUUGUCUCAGGUAAACACAAGUUUACUUAUCCAUCUCAGAGGCCCAAGUCAUACUAUUCAGCCCUCUCUCUGCACACCAGAAAAGUCAAAGUAUUCCAUUUAUCAGGCAACAUAUGUACUUUGCUAAUUUAGUCCUGUUGUGGUCUAUAACUGUGGUUAUCAAAACCUCACCCCUCUGCUUAUUCCUACUGUGAAUAUGGUUGCUAUUUUAACUAAAGAUCCAAAGUGAUGAUGGAAGAUGAUUGCCCAUAAUCAGGGUACUGGCUAGUAUCUUGUAUAUUUAUGAGGUCUAUGCAAAAUCUCCACAAUGAUUAAAGACGGGCUUUCAUGGGGGGGUCCUUAUCUCACCUUUCUAGGAUCAACAAUAUAGUCCUACUGUCUCUCCAUUUAUCAGAAAAUUCCCAGGCUGAUAGUUUUCAUUACCAAAUAUAUGUAGUUAUAACACCUUGUUUCAUACACACAUGUACUUUGCUUACAUUCCUAUUAGGUAAAUUUGGAGAGCUUGAGAUGCCCAAGUAUAUAUUAGUUGUAACCUCUGUUGGUGCUAGAGUUUUGCUGAUAAUUAAGUUUUAAACCCUAUUAACUUACCAAUCCAUCAUAUUACUUUAGGUUUCCACAACAUACAUCAAAAAUUUAAAAUUAAGUCUUUAUUGUAAUGUUUGUAUUUAUUUGGACUAUUUGCUAAUAUCUGAAGACUGGAAUAAUGGACUUGAAAUAUUUGCACAAAAUUUUGAUGGAAUAUAAGGAAUUUAGAGCUUAUUUUCUAUGAAAGUGAGUUAAAACACUUUAAGAAAAUAUAUAUAAAUUUAAGAUUAUUAUAAUAAGUUGCUUUUCUGGAUUUCCUGAGUUUCCCUUUUCUAUUUUGAAUGACAGUUUCUUGAAAAGUAGAUUUGGGGAAAAAUGAAAUUGUAGGUAGGAAACUGUACUUCCUUAAGAGAUGCUGCAUAUGGUAGCUGUGAGGCCUCCAGGUAACCAUGUACAGGAAUCCAACCAUGCCACUGACCAUUUCUCAAGCAGUUGAGUAAAUUUACCUUAUAUUUGCCCAAAUCAUGCCAUCUUUACACUGGCCAUCUAUUUAAUUUCAUUCAAAUUAAGAUUUUUCAGAUGAAUAAUCUCACAGGAUCAGUAUCUGAUUAGCUGACCAAAAAAAAAAAAAAAAGUAUCAAAAGGAAUUAUGGCCAAAACAGUUAAACUGCUAGGUCUUCCUUUUUAAAUAUAAGUAGGUUGCAAAGAGAAGCAUGGCAUUAAAUACAUUAGUGGAAAGCUUCAAAGUCACAUUUGCUGCCAUUUAGGGACAGUCUUUCCUUACAUGUCACAACCCCUCAAGUGAAUUUGCUAUUUGGAGAUGCUGACCUUUCUCGGCUUUGGGAAUGGGGAGCAUAGUCUCACACCAUAGCACUUUAGUUAGAGAACAGAAGCUCAGGACAUCCUGAACAUAGGCCAGAUGCUAUUGCAUCAUCACACGGUGGGCAAAAGCACCUCUUCAUCCAUGAACGUGAGCCAGGUUGGCUACAACUGUGUGUGAGCACAUAUGCCUUCCCCUAUGGAGAAUGAAAACUAAGUUCAUGUGUUGCCCAACAGCUAACAAUCAUACUCUAGUACCUGCAAUAGAGCAUACUAAUGUAUGUUUUUUUUAAUUUGAUAUUUGUAUAGACUUUGGUGAAAUAUUUUUGCAAGUUGGCCUUAUAAUUAGGGGAAAGUUUAAAUUUUUAAAUUUAUUUAUAACCCUCUUGUCUGAGGGUAAUAUCUUCGUCUAUUGGAUAAAAAUGUUGACUCCAAUAAUUUGUUUAUUCUAAUUUUUGUCCUUUAGUUUUUUUCUCCCUGAUGAAUUUGCAGAAAUGUUUACCAUUCACCCUCUGUACCUUUGUUUGGGCCUUGAUAGAAGAUAGGUAGGCUCAUCAAUAUAGUUUUUCUUUUUCUCUUCCUCUUUUUCCUUUUCUUUUUCUUUUCCUUGAAACAAGAGCCUCACAUAUCCCAGGUUGGCCUCUAAUUCACUGUGUAGCCAAAGAUAACCUUGGCUUUUUGAUCUCCUGCCUCCAUCUCCAGUGGGCUGGGUUACAGGAGUUCACCACUGCACCUGCUUUUAUCUAGUACUUCAUGUGUGCUAGGCAAGCACUCGGCCAAGUGAGCUCCAUCCCCAGCCCUCAUCAGUAUGCUUUUAAAUGUAAUGUGUGCUUCAAAUACAUUACCUAGACAAAAUAUCUAGGAUGCAUUCACAAACAACAUAGAAUAUUUGCCUGCAGUUUUCUGUAAAAGCUGCAAGAACAUCGUGUCUGCUCCUCGUGGUACUGAGAAGUAGAGAUGAGGGCACAGCUCUGGUUAAUAAGCUGAGGUCGCUUGCUCACAUGUGGCUUGAUCUUUUGAUUGCAUCUAAACCGACACUCUGCCAACUGUCUUUCACAGAAACAUAGCUUACUCACUCUGUUCUCUGUUCUGUGAGCAAAGAUAGUGGGAGUGGGUGAAUUCCAAGUGCCAAGGGUGAGCUGGGUAAUAUUUACAUGUAUGAAAAAAUAAUAUGCAGAAUUGUUUUUUUUUGGCUUCUAACAGGAUGCAUUUCAGAUGAUUGGUUUUUGAGCUAGAGUUCUGCUAUGUUGCCCUGAGUUUGUUCAAAGGAAACUUGGCUAAAAUGUUCAUUGGCAUAGGUCCAGGUGAUUCCAAGGCAUCCAACAAAGGAUCAUAGAUGAUUUCUAAUCACAGACUGUCUACCUGUUAUUUUUCUUUUGGAGUCUCAUUUUUCUUUUGUGCAGUAUAUUCAGGCAUAUCGACUACUGUUUGUUGUAUUUAUAUAGAUGUUAGGGAACUUACUAAGCAUUUUAGUAAGUAAAAAUCUGAGUAUGAAAGAAAAUAUCAGAUACGCACUUUAAAUGAGCUUAAUUGCUUGUAGUUGUGCCUGAAAUAUGAGAUUGCCUCCUGUGGGUGUGGCUUUGUUUAGUGACAUGAAUUCCCCUGUAAAUGUUGCUGUCUGAAGGAAGCUGUACAGCCUUUCACUGAACUGUGUCCCAGCAUGCCACUUUACCCAUGAUAGCACUAAGUUUUCUUUGAAUGUCCAUUGUCCCUUUAAGUACUUUGCUCAAUGUAUCAAAGACAACUUGUUUCCAGUAACUGUCAUUUCUGAAAGGUCUCAUACCGGUAGAUGGUGUUCCAGACACAGGUGCUCCUGUUUGCCACCAGAGUAGUUCAAUCAGCUUCCUGUGAUGUACUUUGGGGUCAAAUGAGCUUGUCCUGAAGGCCAGUAAGACUGCAGCACCAUUUCCAUACCCUCCAUUCACACUGUAGCUUCUGUGUUACUGAGUUAGCUUGGGUAGUUAUGUUUGCAUGCUUAAACACACAUUUGAAAAUGAAGUAUCGCCGUAAUGUAAGUACAUGCGGUUUUCCUUGGAAAUGAUGACCUUGCUGUUUUCUUGAUUCUGAUGCUUGAGUUCUAUUUUCUGUUGGUCUUUCCACAGGUCACUUUAAGUUUCUACUGCAGCAAUUUGAGAGGAUACAUUUGGAUAGACGAUUUCGAGGUCUCUAUAAUUAUGUAAUUGAUUAAAGAUUGUGUCUUCACUGUUGAGUAAAGCCACCCACGCUCUUCUUCGUAGUGCCAUGAUGAGUAAUGCUGGCCUUGAGAACUUAGUCAUGACUAAAACCAGAAACAGUAUCUGCAAUGUCGUUUUCCCCAUUGAUUUCUCAAUCCAGUUCAGAGUACAUAAUGUAUAUUAGAAUUUGCCUGUAAAACGAAUUAUGGAUACCAGAUGUAAAGUCUCUUUCCUGAAACGUGUUGGGUUAGUAAAUAAAAAAUAAAGUUCAUAAUUAUAAAAA